AUGCGUGGGGAGCUCUCCGAUGUAAUUACGAAGAGUCACGAUGGAGAGGGCGGUAAAAGUUUGGAAGAAAUUUACGUGAAUUACAAAAAGUUGAAACAGCUGAACGGGUUGAACGCGGCGAGCGAAGCAAAUAAGACUAACGCCGCUAACAAAGCAAGCGAGACUAACGCCGCUAACGCAGCUAACAGCGCUAACGAAGCAAACAAGACGAACGGCGUUAACGAAGAAAACAAGACGAACGCCGCUAACGCAGCUAACGGCGAGAACGAGGGCAUCGCCAGGGGGGACACGAUCUUUUUCGAAGCGCAGAGCGAGGCGGGCGAAAGCGAGAAGGAAAAAAACGGGUUUAGUGAUGUGAGAAGGAACUUCAGAUUUACACACAGGACCAAUUUGCACGUGAAAAAAAGGUCCCUAAACGAUGAACCCGCGCUAGGCGAUAGCAAGAAGGCCUUCCUAAAAAGCAGCCAUAAUCUGACCAGCGUUCCGCUGCUCACCGGGUUUGGCGGGGUUUGCAGUGUUGCCGGUGUUAGCGGUGUUGCCGGUGCUGGCAGUGUUUGCAGUGUUGGCACCGCUCGGGGCGAGGAAAGGGCAGGUGGAAAAAAAAAGUUCAGCCCGAACAGCCAGGCAAACAGCAUAAUAAGCCAUAAUGACCGAACCCUAAAAAUCUUCUGCAACGCGAGGGAAGACGGCGCCAAGAGUAGCAACCCCGCGGGUGGAAAUCGAAGCCGCGGCCGACCGCAGCCGGGCGGUGGCGGCGCCCACUUGAAUGGGAGCGGUGCGCGACCGGCAGCGGCCAUCCCCAAUGAGAAGAAGCGGGCCCCCAAGAGGAAGGCCGCGACGAGUGCAGCUAGCGUGGCCAGCUCAUCCCGAGUGACCAACUCGACUAGCGUGGCCAGCUCAUCCCGAGUGACCAACUCGACUAGCGUGACCAGCUCAUCCAGAGUGACCAACUCGACUAGCGUGGCCAGCUCAUCCCGAGUGACCAACUCGACGGGUGUGACCAGUUUAAUCGGCGCUGCCAGGCUCGAAGUAAAGACGAAAAACGGGACCAUGGAAGCUAAAAGCAAAAAUAGGCUGUCAGUGACGAAGAGCCAAGCUAACAAAAACGUAGUGGACCACAUCAGUGAGUACCCCAUAACGUCCAAAAAUAUCUACGACAGCAUUUACAUCCCUCAGAUUAACAUAAAAAAUAUUUUCAGCGCGAACUCUACUAACGGGGGGGCAGCGACAUGCACAUACAACACCACCUCCUGCGCAGACCCCUCCUUCAGUAGCAACGGAGAAAACAGUGUCCUAAAACGGGGAGACUCUUCUAACCUAAUAAACACGCUAAACGCGUAUUCUAACGUAAAAGUUGCAGUGAGAAUAAAACCCAUUUCCGAAUCGGAAGAAAAUAUCGUCUCCAUAUUUAACAAAAACUAUGUCUUAAUCGAAAAGGAAAAUCAAAAAGAAUGCUAUCUACUCUCUCAAAAAAAAAAACAAGCAACUUACGUAUUCGAUGUAGUAUUCGACGUUAAUGCAACACAGGAAAAUGUGUUUCUGCACACCGCCAAGCCGUUAAUUCCUCACGUCUUUAAAGGAGUCAAUGGAACCGUUUUUGCAUAUGGAGCCACGGGUUCAGGAAAAACGUAUACCAUGUUAGACGAUAAGAAUCAGAAUGGGAUCGUUCAACUGUCUCUCCUCGAAUUAUUUACCAUCAUUAAGGAGAAAAAAUAUGAAAAAGCAAAAGUUCUCAUGAGCUUCCUAGAGGUAUAUAAUGAAACGAUUAGGGAUCUACUUGGAAAGGAAAAAAACAAGUCUUUGGAAGUUCAAGAAGAUACAGCUGAAGUACGUGUAAGUAAUUUAUGUGAAGUACAUGUAGAGAGUUACCAACAAGCAAUGAUGUUAAUAAAUGAGGGAGUGAAAAAUAGAAAAAUGUCACCUACUAGGGCUAAUAAAGUAUCCAGUAGAUCCCAUGCCAUUUUACAGAUAUAUAUCCACAACGAAAUUAUGGAUAACAAUAUGAAUGCAAUAAAUUAUAAGGCCAAAUUAUGCUUCGUCGAUUUAGCUGGUUCUGAGAGAGCUAGUGCUACUUCGAAUAAAGGAGAGAGAUUCAAAGAAGGAUCCUAUAUUAACCAAUCCCUCCUUGCCCUAGCUAACUGUAUCAACUCCCUAGCGUCUAAUAAACAUAUCCCAAAGGUGAGAGUCAAAUAUAGGGAUAGCAAAUUAACGCACCUGUUAAAGAAUUCCUUGGAAGGAAACUGCCUUGUCGUGAUGAUAGCCAAUAUCAACCCUUCGAGAAAAUCCUUUCAGGAAUCGAAUAACACUCUCAAGUAUGCCUUUCGAGCGAGGAAUAUCAAACUCUGUGCAACGGUACAAACGAAUGACAACAAAGAAAGCGACGUAGAAAAAAUACUAAAAAGAAAUGACCUCCUCCAGAAGGAAUACGAUCUACUACUUCACAGGUACAGUAGACUUAAGGAGUACUUCUCCAAUUUGAAGGUCCUCUUUCAGCUCCACAAAAAUGUGCACCAUUGUUAUCAGCGUAAGGAAAACUCAUCGGGGAGAGUUCCCAUCCUUGGAUUGAAACAAAAUAUUUCUGUGUAUGAGCAACUCAUUAAAAUUAAAUCGGAAGAAAUUAAACAGAAAAUUGAUUCUUCCCUCUCCUCGGGGGACGACCAUGAUGAUGUGUUAUUACUAAACAUUUUCGACUCUGUUGUGGACAAAGAUUUGGAUCAUUUUAUUCGCUCCAAUUCGUCUGCGUUAACUGGGGAGGACGACCAGCAGGGGGUGCCGCUCAACCAACAGGGGGUGCCGCUCGACCAGCAGGGGGUGCCGCUCGACCAGCAGGGGGUGCUGCUCAACCAGGUGAAGAGCAAGGCAGAUGUGAGUGCGCAGGGGGAGGACCCGAAUGGCCUUCUCCUCGGGGCGAUGGACGGGCUCGAGGGCGGGGCGGAUUUCGUGAAUGGAGUGCACAAGCGAGGGGGCAACCUGGUGGGGAAAUUGCCCACCUCCGACGUGCCAAUCGCAGCGAGGAUGGGGCCUACAUCCGACGUACCGAUCGCAGCGAGGAGGGUGCCCACCUCCGACGCACCUAUCGUGACGGCCGCGGAAGAGGGUGUCACCCCCGCUGACGCCGCGAACCAAGGCGAACACUUGGAGAGGAAGCACCCGAGCAAAAAGCAACAGCUGCAGACCUUCCAAGAUAACCUCACCGAUAUGCAAAACAGCAUUCUGAUGGACACGAUCAGCAAAAAAAUGGAGAGUUCAUCCCACGCACCCAUAAUCAAAAAAACGAACAUGACGCAGUUAUUCCUGCAGAGUGGAAUCACUGCAGAUCCCCGUCUCGUCCUAAAUGAGCAGGCGGGCAAAAAUAAACUCACCCAGCUGGAACCUCACGGGGUGCUAAACUACAAUCAAAUUUUAGAUAACAGUAAUAGUGGGCAUCAUAGCGACGCUACGCAGGAUUAUCUUAACGAUGCCUCAAACAGGACAGGAAGCCUUUUUAACAACCUGAAUGCGAUGGAAGAUAGUCUAGUCCAUUGUUCCGACAAUUUUGCAGAGCAUUAUGGAGAUAACUUUUACGAUGCCAAGGGGAUGGACAAUGCAGAGGGGACUAUCUUUGCUAAUCCGAUGGAGGUAAAGAGCACCAGGGAUGUAAUAAACUUGGGGAGAGUGAAACGUGAGCCACAGGUAGGCAGGAUGAUAUCCAACAAUGAGGCAGUUAGGAGCAACAAAAGGAAAAAACUCGCGCUAGUGGAGGAAAACAUAAAGCAUGAACAUCACGAAGAAAACUCUUCAUCCGUCAGAAAAAAAAAAGUUAAAAAUGAGAGGAACGUGAGGUAG
Molecule: messenger RNA, 3825 nt
Organism: Plasmodium cynomolgi strain B
Lineage: Eukaryota; Apicomplexa; Aconoidasida; Haemosporida; Plasmodiidae
Product: kinesin
Exons: 2
Coding region: 1-3825 (1274 amino acids)
Biological process (GO): microtubule-based movement
Molecular function (GO): ATP binding; microtubule binding; microtubule motor activity
Source: RefSeq, a predicted model, not a curated record